AUGUCGACGGAGCCGGGAACUGGAAAGGAGGCUAUCGUGGAGGCCGUUGUGACGGAGAAGGCACGGCCAUCUCCAUCAUCUGCUUCGUCCAGGACACAGAAUGGAGCGGACCUCGUCGAACAGGCACGGCGCAACAACCCCAAUGGCACCACUCGCGCCAUUGGCGGUGUCUCUGUUGAGCAGGCGGUGUCGGACUUUGCUCAGCUUCAACGGGAACUGUCGCAUAUGUCACGCGUCAGUCGUUCGUGCAGUCACGCCGAUGCCGAGAAGGGCAACGCCCAAAACCAGACCUCUUCAGAGACCUUUGAGCAGUUUGACCUGGAGGCGGCCCUCAGAGGUGACCUGGAUGCCGAAAGAGAGGCCGGUAUUCGUCCCAAGCACAUUGGGGUUUACUGGGACGAUUUGACGGUCAAGGGUAUCGGAGGCCAGACCAACUACGUCAAAACGUUCCCUGAUGCCUUCACCGACUUUUUCGACAUCAUCUCACCGGUGAGGAAGCUGCUGGGUUUUGAGGAGAAAGGAGUGGAGGCCACCUUGUUGGACGGGUUCAGGGGCUUUUGUAAACCGGGAGAGAUGGUACUGGUGCUUGGCAAGCCUGGAUCUGGGUGUACGACCUUCCUCAAGACGAUCGCCAACCAGCGUUAUGGCUACACGUCAAUCACCGGUGAGGUCCUCUACGGCCCUUUUGCCGUCGACGAAUUUGGUCCUUAUCGUGGAGAGGCUGUUUACAACGAGGAGGAUGAUGUUCACCACCCGACUCUCACCGUGGAGCAGACGCUCGGGUUUGCCCUUGAUGUCAAGACCCCAGGCAAACUGCCUGCUGGCAUCACCAAGCAGGAAUUCAAGGACAAGGUUGUGACCAUGCUCUUGAAGAUGUUCAACAUUGAACACACCCGCAAGACAAUUGUUGGCAACUCGUUUAUCCGUGGUGUUUCAGGCGGCGAAAGGAAGCGCGUUUCCAUUGCCGAAAUGCUCACUACCAAUGCCUGCAUUCUCUCUUGGGACAACAGCACCCGCGGCCUCGACGCCUCUACGGCUCUCGACUUCGUCAAAUCCCUCCGCAUUCAGACCGACCUGUACAAGACAAGCACAUUUGUCUCCCUUUACCAGGCAUCGGAGAACAUUUACAGCCUCUUUGACAAGGUCUUGGUUAUCGACGGGGGCAAGCAGGUGUACUUUGGUCCCGCAAAAGAUGCACGGUUGUACUUCGAGGGUCUCGGCUUCCUCCCCCGUCCCCGCCAGACCACCCCUGAUUAUGUGACGGGCUGCACCGACGCAUUCGAGCGCGAGUACCAGGAUGGCCGUUCACCUGAGAAUGCCCCUUACGACUCUCUCACCCUGAAAGCUGCCUUCAAGUCCUCCAAGUACGCCCAGGACCUCGAGCAAGAAAUGCUGUCCUACAAAGAAAGCCUCGCUCGCGAGACUGACAAACACGAAGACUUCCGCGUUGCUGUCCGCGACCAGAAGCGUCGUGGUGCCUCGAAGCGCUCCGCCUACAGCGUCGGCUUUCAUCAGCAAGUCUGGGCACUGAUGAAGAGGCAGUUUCUUCUCAAGCAGCAAGAUGUCCUGGCUCUCAUUUUGUCCUGGCUCCGUAACAUUAUCAUUGGCAUUGUUCUCGGUACUCUCUAUCUUAAUCUCGGCAAGACGUCUGCCAGCGCCUUCUCCAAGGGUGGCUUGAUGUUUAUUUCCCUUUUACAUAACGCCUUCCAGUCGUUUUCCGAGCUGGCGGGUACGAUGUUGGGCAGAGCCGUGGUGAACAAACACCGGGCGUAUGCCUUUCACCGGCCGUCAGCGCUGUGGAUUGCGAAUAUUCUUGUCGAUCAGGUCUUCGCUAGCACGCAAGUCUUCGUCUUUUCGGUGAUUGUCUACUUCAUGACGAAUCUUAGCCGGAGUGCUGGGGGGUUCUUCGUGUUCUAUCUCAUGUUGCUGAGCGGCAACAUUGCCAUGACGCUGUUUUUCCGUGUGAUCGGGUGUCUAAGCCCGGAUUUCGACUAUGCGGUCAAGUUUGCAACCGUUGGAAUUACGUUGAUGAUUACGACCAGUGGCUAUUUGAUCCAGUGGCAGAGUGUCUGGCUCCGGUGGAUUUACUACAUCAACGUCCUUGGUCUGAUCUUCAGUUCCUUGAUGGAAAACGAGUUUUCGCGGAUUGAUAUGACAUGUACAGCCGAGAGUUUGAUACCGUCGGGUCCUGGGUACGAUGAUAUCAACCAUCAGGUCUGCACGCUGCCUGGCUCCACGCCCGGUACGCUCGAGCUGUCCGGUUCAUCCUACAUUGAUCAAGGUUUCUCCUAUACGCCCGGUUUGCUGUGGCGCAACUGGGGUAUUGUCCUUGUUUUGAUGGCCUUCUUUCUCUUCGUGAAUAUUGUGGCUGGCGAAUAUGUACGCUUCGGCAUGGGUGGCAAUCAAGCCAAGGUCUUUCAGAAGCCCAACGCAGAGCGGAAGAAGUUGAACGAGGAACUGAUGGCCAAGAAGGAAGAGCGACGCAAAGCCAGGGCUGAGCAGUCAGAUUCGGAGCUCAAGAUCAAUUCGGAAAGCGUCCUAACGUGGGAAGGAUUGUGUUAUGAUGUGCCGGUGCCUGGCGGAACAAGACGACUGCUCGAUAACGUCUAUGGGUAUGUCAAGCCGGGUCAACUUACCGCUCUCAUGGGGGCAUCGGGUGCUGGCAAGACAACCCUCUUGGAUGUGUUGGCUGCGAGGAAGAACAUUGGUGUUAUUCACGGCGAUAUCUUGGUUGAUGGCGUGAAGCCAGGCAAAGAGUUCCAGCGCAGCACAUCGUACGCCGAGCAGCUUGAUGUCCACGACCCGACCCAGACUGUCCGCGAAGCCCUUCGGUUCUCGGCCGACUUACGCCAGCCCUUCGAGACCCCCCGUGAGGAGAAGUACACAUACGUGGAGGAGAUCAUUGCUCUGUUAGAAAUGGAGACGUUUGCGGAUGCGAUUAUUGGAUCACCCGAGGCUGGUCUUACCGUUGAGCAGCGCAAGAGAGUAACCAUCGGCGUUGAGCUUGCGGCCAAGCCUGAGCUGCUUUUGUUUCUCGACGAGCCGACCUCUGGCCUUGAUUCCCAAAGUGCCUUCAAUAUUGUUCGUUUCCUUCGCAAACUGGCUGCCGCUGGCCAGGCGAUUCUGUGUACUAUCCACCAGCCGAAUGCCGCCCUAUUUGAGAACUUUGAUCGUCUCCUCCUUCUCAAGAGCGGCGGUCGCUGCGUGUACUUUGGGGAUAUUGGAAAAGACGCCCACGUACUGCGCGACUAUCUGCGGCGGCACGGAGCCGAAGCCAAGCCCACCGACAAUGUUGCGGAGUUUAUGCUCGAAGCCAUCGGCGCCGGCUCUGCGCCCCGAAUCGGCUCGCGCGACUGGGCCGACAUCUGGGUUGACUCCCCUGAGCUCGCCAACGUCAAAGACACCAUCUCCCAGCUCAAGGAAUCCCGCAUUGCCUCGGCCACCGCAGCACAAAAGGACCCCUCCCUCGAGCGUGAGUAUGCCUCCCCUCUAUCCCACCAGCUCCGCGUCGUGGUCAAGCGCGCCAACCUCGCCCACUGGCGCACACCAAACUAUCUCUUCACCCGCGUCUUCAACCACGUCAUCAUCGCGCUGAUCACCGGCCUCACCUUCCUCUCCCUCACCUCCUCCCGGCAAUCCCUCCAAUACCGCGUCUUCGUCAUGUUCCAAAUCACCGUCCUCCCCGCCCUGAUCAUCGGCCAGAUCGAAGUCAUGUACCACCUCAAGCGCGUCCUCUUCUUCCGGGAACAAUCCUCAAAGAUGUACUCAUCCUUCGUCUUCGCCUCCUCCCUCCUCAUCGCGGAAAUCCCCUACUCCAUCCUCUGCGCCGUCCUCUUCUUCUUACCACUGUACUACCUCCCUGGCCUGCAGCCCGAGCCAGUAAGAGCAGGGUACCAAUUCCUCAUGAUCCUUAUCACGGAGUUUUUCUCUGUCACCAUGGGCCAGGCUCUUUCUGCACUGACACCAAGCUUGUUCAUCUCCUCCCAAUUCGACCCCUUCAUCUUUGUAACCUUUGCCCUCUUCUGCGGCGUCACCAUCCCGCCGCCUCAAAUGCCUGCCGGGUAUAGGACCUGGCUCUAUGAACUCAACCCCUUCACCCGUCUGAUUGGAGGAACAGUCGUCACUGCUCUCCACGACCUCCCCGUUAUUUGUCUCCCCGAAGAGCUCAACAACUUCACUGCGCCUAUCGGUCAGACUUGCUCCGAGUACAUGAGCAAUUUCUUCAGCAGGGGCGGCUCGGGAUAUUUAGUUGGCGGCGGCAACAACACAAGCGACUGCAGCUACUGCGCCUUUGAGGUGGGCAACGAGUUCUUUGAGCCGUUGGGUUUCUCGUACGACUACAGGUGGAGGGAUCUGGGGAUCUUUAUUGGGUUUAUUGGGAGUAACAUGGUUAUUCUCUUCUUGGCGGUAAGUUGCCUUGGCUUUUUUUUUUGGUCAAAGAAACACAUGCUGACCAGAGUGUUGUGCAGAGUCGAUUCCUAA
Podospora anserina S mat+ is the source of this 4482-nucleotide messenger RNA. RefSeq lists its product as uncharacterized. The transcript has 2 exons. NCBI's taxonomy places the organism in Eukaryota, Fungi, Ascomycota, Sordariomycetes, Sordariales, Podosporaceae. Gene Ontology annotation, molecular function: ATP binding; ABC-type transporter activity; ATP hydrolysis activity. Gene Ontology annotation, cellular component: membrane. Gene Ontology annotation, biological process: transmembrane transport. The coding region runs from base 1 to 4482 and encodes 1493 amino acids. The record is from RefSeq and is a predicted model, not a curated record.